AUGGGUCAGACCGAUCAACAGCGCCAGGAUGGCUUGGUCAUCACGACCGCCGUCUUCACAUCAAUUGCAUUCGUUGUCGUCGUCCUUCGGUCAAUAACUCGUUUCAUUCUCAUCCGCAAGGGUGGCUGGGAUGACUCUCUCAUGGUUGUCGCCAUGAUUCUGAGCAUUGGCUACUUUUUGGAGAUUCUCAUCGGCAAGGCCAACCACAUCGGACACGCGAUGUCGACGCUCUCCACCGACAAUAUGCUUAACCUGAUCAAGGUUACGCUAGGCAUUCAGCUUACCUACUACGCCGCCGUCAGCUCUAUCAAGGUUUCCAUUCUGUGCAUGUAUCUGAGAUUCUUGGCUUCGAACAAGUCUCGACUCCUCGCAUACGGCACUAUCAUCUUCCACGUUUGCUUCUUCAUCAUUUGUGUCACCGUCACUGCUUCGCAGUGCCGACCAAUUAGCAAGAUGUGGGAUUUGACAGGCAUGCAACCCGGAAAAUGCAUUGAUACCACCGCCUUCUUCUACUUCACCUCGGGCUUCAACAUCAUCACGGAUAUCUGGAUUAUUGCCCUUCCCAUCAAAGCCCUGAUCAAGAUCAACAGGCCCCGCCGAGAAAAGAUCGCGCUCAUCUUCAUCUUCGGCGUCGGUACCUUCGCAACCAUCACGUCCAUCAUUCGCCUCCACACCAUUUACACGUACACCCUCGCCAAAGACCCCUUCCAGCAGAGUAUUCUGGUGAACCUCUGGUCUGUUAUCGAGGUCAACACGGCAAUUAUCUGCGGGUCGGCGCCGGCGCUUAAGCCGCUGUUCACGCCCAAGGCCCUGAAGGCCGCGAGGCAAGGUUCAAGCAAUGGUGGAAGUCACCAGUACGUGGCGCGAUCGGGGUACAUCAGGAGCAAGAAGUCCGUCGACCAGACCUGGACCGAGACGUCCGUCAAUCUCGGCCCCGUCCCUUAUAGUAGCACCGAGAUUACGGCGGGAGGACACCGCGGCAGGGAGAAAGACAAGGAGACGGACAGUACUGUCGACAUCCUCCCUGCGUAA
Scedosporium apiospermum is the source of this 1032-nucleotide messenger RNA. RefSeq lists its product as uncharacterized. The transcript is spliced from 5 exons. The record is from RefSeq and is a predicted model, not a curated record. NCBI's taxonomy places the organism in Eukaryota, Fungi, Ascomycota, Sordariomycetes, Microascales, Microascaceae. The coding region runs from base 1 to 1032 and encodes 343 amino acids.